CGCCGUUAUCAGCAGAGGGGAAAAAAAUCCCCACCGUCGCCAUAAUACAGCAGCAGCGGAAACGGCUGAGAAGUGGCUAGAAAACAAAAGAGAGCACGCAGUCGUCCUCGCCAUUUGGUAUGCUCUUGCAGUGUUACAGGAAUGCCCAAGGAAAAAUAUGACCCGCCGGAUCCCAGGCGGAUGUACACAAUAAUGCCCAGCGAGGAGGCAGCCAAUGGGAAGAAGUCAUAUUGGGCUGAGCUGGAAAUUAGUGGUCGAGUAAGAAGUCUCAGCACUGCCCUGUGGUCUCUCACCCACCUCACUGCCCUGCACCUCAGUGACAACUCGUUGUCACGCAUCCCGCCAGACAUUGCCAAACUUCACAAUUUGGUGUACUUGGAUCUUUCAUCCAACAAGAUCAGGAGCCUGCCGGCAGAGCUCGGCAACAUGGUGGCUCUCAGGGAACUGCUUUUAAAUAACAACCAGUUGCGGGUUCUGCCGUUUGAAUUGGGAAAACUGUUUCAGUUACAAACACUGGGGUUAAAAGGAAACCCACUUGCACAAGAAAUUAUGAGCCUCUACCAGGAACCUGAUGGCACGAGAAGACUGCUCAACUACUUGUUAGACAAUCUGGCUGGGGCUAUCAAGCGCAUUCCAACAGAGCAGCCUCCAGCCCGAUCGUGGAUUUCUCUCCAGGAACCAGACCGAGCACGGGCAUCAGCACUAUUCUCUGUCAUGUGCUACAACGUGUUGUGUGAUAAGUACGCCACAAGGCAGCUGUACGGCUACUGCCCCUCUUGGGCUCUAAACUGGGAAUACAGGAAGAAGUCCAUCAUGCAAGAGAUUAUGGGCUGCAAUGCGGACAUCAUCAGUUUGCAGGAAGUGGAGACAGAGCAAUACUACAAUUAUUUCUUGCCUGAGCUGAAGGAGCAGGGUUAUGAUGGGUUCUUCAGUCCAAAGUCACGAGCUAGGACCAUGUCAGAGUCGGACCGCAAACAUGUGGAUGGGUGUGCAAUUUUCUACAAGACAGAAAAGUUUAGUGCAGUGCAGAAACACACAGUGGAGUUUAACCAGCUGGCAAUGGCUAACUCAGAGGGCUCAGAGGCCAUGUUGAACCGCGUGAUGACGAAGGACAACAUCGGGGUUGCCGUACUGCUCGAAGUCCGCAAAGAAAUGAUGGAAGUCUCAUCUGGAAAGUCACUGCACGGCAUGGAGAAGCAACUGCUGCUGGUAGCCAACGCCCACAUGCACUGGGAUCCGGAAUACUCUGAUGUUAAGCUGGUUCAGACCAUGAUGUUCCUGUCAGAAGUGAAGAACAUUGUGGACAAGGCGACGCGCAGCCUCAAGUUGUCCUCUGUCUCUGGUGAAACCAAUGGCAUUCCACUGGUGCUCUGCGCUGACCUCAACUCUUUGCCUGACUCUGGCGUGGUGGAGUACUUAAGUACUGGUGGAGUUGACUGUACCCACAAGGACUUCAAGGAGCUUCGCUACAGUGACAGUCUGACCAAAUUCAACUGCAACGGCAAGAACAGCACGUCGAACGGCAGGAUCACCCACGGCUUCAAGCUGAAAAGCGCUUACGAGAACGGCCUGAUGCCUUACACCAACUACACAUUUGACUUCAAGGGUGUCAUCGACUACAUUUUCUACUCCAAGCCUCACCUGAACGUCCUGGGCAUCCUGGGCCCUCUGGAUCCUCACUGGCUGGUAGAGAACAAUGUCAGCGGCUGUCCGCACCCUCACAUCCCCUCUGACCACUUCAGUCUUUUCACCCAGUUGGAGCUGCUCUUGCCCAACGUGCUCCCCCAGGUCAAUGGUCUCCAUUUGCCUGCACGCAGGUAGUGAGUCCAUGCCACUCCACUGGGGGGGAGGGGGGAGGGGGGCUCUCUGCCCUCCCACGACCAGCUCUUCCCUCUGCCACCCCCAGAGGAGAGCGGCAAAAAAAAAACAAAAAAAAAAACACAACCUGUAAAAUACUCAUACAGUGAGGUCUGGCCAACAGGGAUUUCGUAUGAU
Messenger RNA from Phycodurus eques (leafy seadragon), 1995 nucleotides. RefSeq names its product CCR4-NOT transcription complex subunit 6. Gene Ontology annotation, biological process: nuclear-transcribed mRNA poly(A) tail shortening. The record is from RefSeq and is a predicted model, not a curated record. Gene Ontology annotation, cellular component: CCR4-NOT complex; cytoplasm; nucleus. Bases 142 to 1821 code for a protein of 559 amino acids. Gene Ontology annotation, molecular function: poly(A)-specific ribonuclease activity; protein binding. The transcript is spliced from 12 exons. Lineage: Eukaryota; Metazoa; Chordata; Actinopteri; Syngnathiformes; Syngnathidae.